CGUCGCGACGUUCAUGUUUUCUCAUAUUUUGCCUUAUAUUUUUACGCAAUUUUAUUUGUUGCUUUCCCAUUUGUUUGUUGGAUUCGACGUUAAUUUGCAACUGUAGUCAUCUCACAUUUAUUUAUGUUGAUAGCACGCUUGCGCUAAAUCGCCGCAUUUCGUCGCUGAACAUCAACGUCAUUGGCUAGCAUUACUGAAAUCGCAUAUCGUUUAUUAAAAAAAAAUGUAAAUAAAUAAAUGGCAUAACGUACGAGUAUGUAAGCUGAAGUCCUCUUUGCAUGCCGAUUUUAUGAAAACCACUACUGCAGAGUAUAAGUCUACAUUGAUGCGUAUAAAGUGCAAAUUGAAUGCCAAAAAUAAUAUUUUCAGUAUUUCCAAACGAAUAUAUUCAAUAUAGAAAAUUCAAGUUGUGUGAUAUAACGCCAAUAAUGUUAACUGAAAGUGAGAAUUUUUAUAAAUUUUGGCGGUUAUGCUGUUUGUUAGUCGCCUACAGUGUCAUGUGUCAAGGCUUAAGUGCACAAAUCAAGUCCAGAUACAAGCCUAUGGGAGUGGAUUUGUUCAACCAUGAAUUCAUGAGUGCUCCAGAAACAUUGAGCUCGAAUAUAGAGGACUGGGACGAUAGUGAAACUGAGAUUGAUGAUCCUGAAACAGUGCCACGCCUCUAUCAAGGCGACAUUGCGAUUGAUCCUUAUACUUACAUAUCACUUAGGCUUGGCGUUAAUCCCAUGAAACAUCCGAAACGUGUGUGGCCUAACGCCACUAUUCCCUUCGAAAUCAGCCACUUAUACACAAACAAUGAACGUAUGGCCAUACAACGCGCCCUAAACACAUUCAAUUCAUUAACUUGUAUUAAUUUUAUACCCUUCGACGGCGAGGAGGAAGAUUACGUAUUAAUUACACCGCCAGUAGAUGAUGCACCGCCCGGUUGCUGGUCGUUUGUAGGAAAGCGCGGUGGAGAACAAGUAGUAUCAUUGCAGCAACCUGAUGAGAAUAGCGCACACUGUUUCAGCAGCGAGGGACGCAUUAUGCAUGAACUUAUGCAUGCGAUUGGCAUCUAUCACGAACAGUCACGAGCGGAUAGAGAUAAUUUUGUUAAAAUUCAUUGGGAAAAUAUUGUUCCAAAAUAUCGGAAAAAUUUUAAACUGAUUUCUAAAAAGAAAGGCAAACAAACGUUCGAUUACGAUUACAAUUCUGUAAUGCAUUACGGCGAAUUCUAUUUUAGCAAAAAGAAAGGGGAGAAACCGACUAUGACACCAUUGCAACCGGGUGUACGUAUAGGACAACGGAAAACCAUCAGCAAAACGGACUGUCUAAAAAUUAACGAUUUAUAUGGUUGUUUAAAUGGUAGACAUGCCCGAAUGUACAAAAGUUUCUGCAAUCUAUUGGGACUUUAAAUAUACGCGUAUGGUUAUUUAAUUACUUUUUAAUAUUUAUGUACACAGUAAAAAUAAAAUAUUGUUAUUCACUAAUUUUAAGAAUUUAAA
Messenger RNA from Anastrepha obliqua, 1484 nucleotides. Its product is annotated as hatching enzyme 1.2. Gene Ontology annotation, biological process: proteolysis. The record is from RefSeq and is a predicted model, not a curated record. The transcript is spliced from 2 exons. NCBI's taxonomy places the organism in Eukaryota, Metazoa, Arthropoda, Insecta, Diptera, Tephritidae. Bases 348 to 1394 code for a protein of 348 amino acids. Gene Ontology annotation, molecular function: metalloendopeptidase activity; zinc ion binding.